UUGUCAAAAAUUAUAAUCAAAUCAUUUUGUUUCAUUGUCAUACAUAAAUAAUGUAAUAAGUGUGUAUUUCUAAAAAUAUAGGCGUUUGUUAUUGAUUUCACAAAUUUCAUCAUACUUACAGAAGCGUUAACAUUCCACGACGCUUAGUUUUGAAUUCUACUGACCAGUUGAAAUAGCCUUUUCCUUACCCUGUGACCUUCAAAGUUCAAAAAGUAUAUCAGAAAUCUAUUCGUUCGUGUUUGUUCAGUUGAAAAACAUAUUUAUUACGUCAGUGUAAAUAAUUUGGCAGUGUUCUUGUUAUUAUUCACGUACGGUAGUUGCUGGCGAAUGGUCUUGUAUUGACCUUGAACUCGCAACAGCUGGUAUACAUCCUACUCAGAAACAUGGAUUCAUUCUUCAGCCUGUUCGACCCCUCAGAUGGGCAAAAUAAACAAAAAAAGAGACAUAAAAAUGACCAGGAGAAAAGUAAUGAUGCUCCUAAAGGAAGACGUCGCGGUCGCCGUGGGCAGGGUAAACACGAGACCUUGCCAGAGGAGUCCUCAUUCCUCUGUGAGCCACAACUCAGCACGGAAAUUCUUGUCAAGGACUGCAGCUAUAUUGAAAACUAUAUUGAAGUUAAUAAUAAGGAUGAUGAUUCUAAAGAAUCGGACAAAAAGCCGCGUAGGCGCAACUCGAGAAGGAAAUCUCGACGGAAAAACAAAAUAUCGCCUGGAAAAGAUCUCUUGCCCGGGAUGGCUUGGCACGAGGAAGCUAAUUGUGCGGGCGAAAAAUCAAACCUGAACAAUCAAUCAACGAAGUUCAAAAACACAGACGAAAAGCUCGGAAAGAUUGUAAAUAACCUGAAAAAUUUGAAAAAAGACAAGAGAAAAGACGAGUAUGAAAGAGUCUAUAAUGUAAUAGAUAAGCUGGAGAAAGUCGGAAUCAAAGAUAAUAUGUAUUUGAGCGGUGACUUCGAUGACGAUAAAUGGGAGAGUGAUUUCUUCUAUAGCGAUGACGAUGAAGAAUUCAGGGAUGAUAGUACCUCGGAUGCAGAUGACACAGGUGAUGAAUACUUCGGAUGCCUUCCUCCAGAGCCAAGGUUUGGCAAUGUGGAGUACAAGCUGCAACUGGUGUCUCCUUGUGAGAGAAGGUUUCAGCAUUUGGUCACCCAGUUGAAAUGGCGCCUUCGGUCGGGUGGUGGGACGGCCGUGUACGUCAUAGGGGUGAGGGACUGCGGGGCCCUGAAGGGACUGAGAGCGAACGCCUUGAGGGCCUCUCUGAGGGCGCUGAGAAGGAUGGCGAGCGCCAUCGGUGCAGUUUUAGUAUCGGUGCGAGCGAGACGGGUAGCGCCCAAUCGGGCAGUCGCCGAGGUUUAUAUACGGAAGUUGGCAGAUACUCAACAAAGUGUAGAACUGAGGGUAGCCGUGAUGGGUGCGAACGAAGCGGGAAAAUCUACCCUCAUUGGAGUUUUAACUCAGGGUGAGCUGGACAACGGCCGAGGCAGCGCUCGACUCAACAUGUUCCGACAUUUGCACGAAGUGAAGAGCGGCAGGACUUCUUCCCUCAGCCACGAGAUUCUGGGGUUCGACGCUCAGGGCAACGUGGUGAACUACGGGUGUUCGGAGCUGAUGACGGCCGAGCGCAUCGGAGAGAGGAGCGCGAAGCUGGUCUCGUUCUUGGACUUGGCGGGUCACAGCAAGUACCAGCGGACCACCGUGCACGGGCUCACGGGCUAUUGUCCGCAUUAUGCCAUGAUCGUGAUCUCCGCCACCGCAGGCAUAACGAGCAUAACAGAGGAGCACAUAGGACUCCUCCUCGCCCUGGAUAUGCCUUUCUUCGCCGUGAUCAGCAAGUGCGAGUUGGCCAAUGCCGCCGUGGGGCCGUUGGUGGAGAAGUUGAGGGCUCUUCUGGCGAACGCUAAAAAGAAACCUCUCUUAAUCACUGAUGAGAAUUUGGCGCGAAACUGUGUCGUGCCCCAGAAGUCUAUACUCGACACCAUAGACGAUACGGACCAGAGACAAGAUGAAGAGGAAGUGGAACAAAUUCCCGUGUUCCCCGUGAGCUGCGUCCGCGGCGUGGGUUUGAACGCCCUCCACGCCUAUCUGCUGGCCUUGAGACCGCCCGCGGAGGACGCUCAGCCGAGUUCUGUAGAUACGGAGAGUUGCGAGUUCCAAAUAGACGAGAUCUUUCACGUGGGGGAGUCGAGCGGACCCGUGGUGGGGGGGCUCGUGGCCAGGGGGCGGCUUCUGGAGGGGGACGACCUCAUCAUUGGUCCAUUGGACACGGGUGAAUUCGUCGAAAUCUCGGUGAAGACGAUAUUCCGGAACCGCGUUCCUUGCGGUUCGGCCAGAGCGGGUCAAUCCGCGUCUUUGGGCCUCAGCCGGGAUCCUCCCAACCUUCGACCCGGGAUGGUCCUUUUGACUCGGCCCGGGCAAUACCGGACGGGGCCGAGGCCGGUGUGGGGGUGCACGGAGAAUUGUACGAAGACGACGCCUCAAAUAAUACCAAAAACUCAGAACCAAGAGAAAAAUAGUAAAAACGUGAAGAGAAAAAACAAUUUCCUUCAAGAAGUGACAAAUUUACAAAAGAUUUUGACAAAAACGCUACCGUUCGACAAAAACGUCAACGAAAUGGACAAAAGCGGCAUCGACAAGGUGGAGAGCGUCGACGAGCUGUUCGGUGAGGAUUUCGACAAGUCGACGGGCGAGAGAGAGGAGAGCGGCAAAUGCGCCUGCGCAGGUCGAGUCUGGCUGGAAGACCCCAACGAUCCGAGGGGCUGCAUGUAUUUCCAGGCGACGGUGCUCCUGAUCCGCCACUCCACGGCCAUUUACCCGGGAUUCCAAUGCUCGGUGCACGUCGGGAAUGUUCGGCAGACGGCCAUUAUCGAGGGCAUCUUGGCCCCGAACAGUGUGGUCAGGGCCGGAGAGACGGCUUCCGUGGUGUUCCGCUUCGCCCGAUGCCCCGAGUACCUGCUCACGGGACGGAGGCUGCUCUUCACUGCGGGUCUUGGGACCAGAGCAAUUGGACGGAUCACACAAACCUUUCCGUACAUACCUUGAGCGAUCUAGUGUUAUUUUAGGGCAAAUCUACUAAUGAUUGGGUUUCAACCCAUAGAUGGUACAUAUUUGUACCAAACUUGAUCCGAUUGGGGUCAAAUUUAAUCAGAUUGGAAAUCUAUUAACAAACUUACAUUCUAUUAUAUCACAAUUUAGCUAUUAAUUAAAUGCACACAAAUUAUAUUUAUUUACAAAGAAAUUUUGCAAAAACUGUAGUAAUUACACAAUAUUAUUAUAUUAAAACACUAAAUAUAAGAUUUCCCUAUUUAAAUAAUCUAAAACAUAACUCAACACAACAUAUUUGAUAAUGCUCAAGUGUGACUUGGGAUUUAUUUGAUAAUAAAAAGAUUCUUAAAGAAUUUAUUUUAGUUGGUUUUUAUAUUAGUCUAGUCUAAACAUUAUUUAAAAGACCAUCAACGUGUAAUUAUGUACAAUUACCCCAAUAAGGUAGACAAAUUUCUGCCACUUCACUUUUUCACCAGAAAUGUGACCGUUUGGUCUUUUUUUGGAAUCGAUUUUUUUUACUUGUAAAUUUUUGACAGCUUGUGUAGAUGGCAUUGCUGUUAUUUAAAAUGUCAAACCAUGGUAUCACAUCUAUCAAACUCGCGAUUUAGUAAAUAUAUUUAUAAAUAAAUAAACUCUAAUAAAAAAUGUUGACAAAAUGAAACAAUAAAAAAUGUAAUAUUUUGAAAUGUGUUGAAUUUGUAGUGUUUGUUACGCUUAUUCCCUCAAACUGCCACUCGAUUGUAGAUAAGAAUGGUAAAUGAUGAUAAGACUAACAUAUAUAUAUUAUAUCGUUCAAUUCAAUGUUUAGUUGUAAGAAAUACAUUUUUAGUAUUAUGACUGCAGUGAAUUAAGUUGAAUCACUGCUUAAGAAGUUCGGUAUUAGGAAUUGGUUCCUAUUUAUUUUAGUCUUAAAGACUUUGAUAUAUUUAUGGUUAAAUUAAAUUCUCUUUUAUUAUGUUUUUGAUUUCAGUGACGUAUGUCCAGUUAGUUUGGUUUUGCUUAGGUGAAAAAAAUAUGGAAAAUCGGGAUUUUGAGUUGAAAUAAUGACGAAAACCAGUCGUUUAUAAGUUAUUACGAUGGUUAAAUAUGUUUUUAUGGUCAUAUUUAAAAGUGUACCAGAAAAUUAUUAAUCCGAUUAAUAACUAAAUUAUUUCUUUCAACGAAUUGUGAAGUACAUCAAAACUUAGCUGUAAUGUUUAUACUAUCGUGACAAAUCCUUUAGACGUUGUGAAAAGGCACUCAUAUUGUAUUAAUAAUAGAAAUAUAGAUUGCUUGUAAUAAAAAUACACCAAAAAUAUGCACAUUUUGAAUAAAUAAAAUUUGGAAUUAAAA
Molecule: messenger RNA, 4373 nt
Organism: Pieris napi
Lineage: Eukaryota; Metazoa; Arthropoda; Insecta; Lepidoptera; Pieridae
Product: GTP-binding protein 2-like
Exons: 19
Coding region: 384-3038 (884 amino acids)
Biological process (GO): translational elongation
Molecular function (GO): GTP binding; GTPase activity; translation elongation factor activity
Source: RefSeq, a predicted model, not a curated record